Messenger RNA from Pocillopora meandrina, 3137 nucleotides. NCBI's taxonomy places the organism in Eukaryota, Metazoa, Cnidaria, Anthozoa, Scleractinia, Pocilloporidae. The record is from the annotation of a GenBank genome assembly.
CUUUAGAUGUCUAAACAGCUCCACAAGCGCAAGGCAUACCGUGAAAGAAUCGAGUAAAGUACCUUCGCUGCCAGUUAUUGGCCUUGAUCGCGUGACUUUGAUUUCUACUCACGCGUGAUUACUUCCGCUUUUGGUGCAUUCGUGCGUGAAUACUGAGAAGUUGUGGUACGCUUCUAAAAAGUAAGAAUUAAACUUAUAUCUUCUGAACGGAUGCCAUGUCUCAGCCAGCACAUCCAAGUUCCACCGGUGAUAAUAAUCGUAAGCCAGUGAAAUGUAGCUCUUCAGACUGUUGGUGCCUUCUCCAGAAAUUAAGAUCGGACUGUCCUUUGGUUCAGUGUAUCACAAAUUAUGUGUCGAUGGACAUCAUGGCAAAUACUCUCCUUGCGAUCGGAGCGUCCCCUGCCAUGGUACACGGUGGGUUGAACAUUUUAAUGUUAACUAAUGAAGGAAACUUAGAGAAGUUUAUGACGUCAACGACAAUUUUUUAGGAGCGGAGAGUCAGAGGCUAUGUUGUGGAACACGAUAUUCUCGUAGAGAAGAGCAUUAUAUCUACAGACACAAAAACAAAAUUUUCUCUCCCGACAAUCUUUUUCAGGACUUGUGCAAGCGGAAAAAGUAAACAGGGAAGGAGGGUUGAGGUCGCUUUUUACAACUCUGUAUCUUGACUUCAGAACAACUUCUGGAUUCUAAAUUUUAACUUUUUUAUACGAGAAUGACUCCGUAGAUACGUACCUGGGCUCAGAUCUUUGGAGAUAUCAACUGAAAACAUAGAAUUGCCGGAAAAAUAACAAAUUACGCAAUUAUAAAAAAAUAUGAUAAAUUUUCCGAACAGACUAACAUAAAAACUUUCAUUAUUCAGCUGAAGAAGAAGUGGAAGAAUUUGUCACCUUGGCCUCUGCACUGCUGAUAAAUAUUGGAACUCUUUCUACACCUUGGAUCAGGUCAAUGCACAAGGCUGCAGCAAAAGCUCAGGAAUUGGGGAAGCCAUGGGUGUUAGACCCUGUGGGCGCAGGUGCCACCAGCUUACGGACAAACACUGCAACAGACUUGGUUGUUUCUUAUAAGCCCACUGUGAUACGAGGCAAUCCCUCUGAGAUAAUGGCUCUUGCCAAAAGUAUUUGCAAAGGACUUGAUCUUCAGCCGUCAGGUAUGGUAAUGAUGUAAAUUGCUUUUGAUCACUGCAAAUUGCAAUUCUAGAAUUUUCAUCAAUUUAGCUGUCAAUCGUCAUGGAGCUAACCAUUGUGCCACACCCCCCAACCCCACCCAGGAGACAGUGGUUUAAUGAUAAGUGUGAUGGUUUCUGGAUUAUAUGGUCAUUGUGGUAGGACAGGUCAUUGUGUGUUCUUGAACAGUCAUAACAGGAAAAUCUGACCAAAGGCUUGCUGCAAACUGUAAUGAAGAAAGCACAACUUUCCAAAUUGGUUACAAAGUAGGCUUCAGCUGCUUUGACUCAGUCUUGUGUAAAGAAUUUACCAUUCACCAAACUUGGGGUCAUGUUUACACCAAUAGUCAAAUUUUUUAUUGUUAGCAGACAUGAAGGUUGAUAUUGGGGUUAACCCUUCAACCUCCAAGAGUGAUUAGCAUCUAAUAUCUCCUUACAAUAUCACCCUGAUUCAAACAUUAAGGUCAUGAGAAUAAAGGAAAUGAUCAACAAGUAAGAAAGCUCUUAAUUGUUUGACAAGCACCAUUGAAAUUGUAUAGAGAACAGCCUGGAGAACCAGGAUACUAAUGUUAGGUUUGAGGAUUCAUGGAAGAGGGGUUUAAAAUUAGUGAUAAUGGUGAUCACAUCCUGUUUAGAUGGAGCUCAAAAAGGAGUUGACAGUUCUCAGAGUUCAGACCAUGCCCUUGGGCCUGCCAAGGCCUUGGCCAAGGAGUGCUGCUGUGUUGUUGUAGUGACAGGAGAACACAACUUUGUGACAGAUGGCUCUAGUGUGAUCGCUGUAUCAAAUGGUCAUCCAAUCCUUAAAAAGAUAACUGCAGCUGGAUGCACUUUGACAGCUGUGCUGGCAGCAUUUGUUUCUCUGGGGGAUCCCACAGAUGUAACACAUGUGAUCAAAAGUUGUGCUUGUGCACUGAGUAUCUUUGAAAUUGCAGCAGAGCUAGCUGUUGAAGAUCCAAUAGCUAAGGGGCCUGGUAGUGUCAGAAUGCUUAUGCUAGAUACCUAUGGCAGAUUUAAUGCACAAACCUUGUUGGAAAGGGCAAAAAUUUCCUUUCCUUCCUAAAUUUCCUAAUUUCCUCUACACACCGCCAAGAUCAUAUUUGUAAAUUCUUGUUUAUAGUGGCAGUGGAAGUCCUUGUAAAUUAGUUACAGGAAUUUAGUAAGGGAAAAGUGUCAAAAGAAUUUGAACAUCAGACUAAUUAAAAUUAGCCAAGAGCAUUUUGACCACCAGUUCUGAGCCAGUUAUCCAUCAAUUGUAAUCUCUUCAAACAAAUAAGUUCACAAAUAGUUUAGUAUGUCUAUUGAGUUAACCUAGGAUAUUUGCAAAUUUAUUUUAAAUUAAUAUUUAAUAAUAUUUCACAUACCAUUUAGAAUAAGAAAAAUUGCUUAUGUACCUUAAAAUACUGACCCUGCUUACAUAAUUGGGAUACCCAACAAAAUGGACAUAUCUUACUCUGCUAGUAUACCAUGCAUGACUUUAUUACUUACCUCAAUGCCUCACAAAUGUAAACUUUAUUUUAAUUCUGGUACAUGAUAUAUGCUGAAAUAACUUUUACAUUACAAAAUACAGUAGAGACUGGAUAACUUGAUCUGCCAUCAGAAACAAAAAACGGUUGAAAUCCCAUCUUGUUCGAGUUACUAAGAGGUUUGAGUUCACUGAGUUUGAAUUGGUGAGGUUCUCCUAUAUCAGGAUGACACGGUUUUCUCUUGGAACACGUCAGGCCAGUAUUUCUACCUAUCAUUUGUUUUUGAGAUGCCAGCCACUAAAAGUAGACAAAGCAGAAAAAAAAAAUGGUUGAAAUCGCAUCUUGUUCAAGUUACUGGGAAGUUUGAGUUCACUUAGUUUGAAUUAGUGAGGUUCUCCUAUAACAAGAUGACACUGUGUUCUUUAGGAACACGUCAGGCCAGUAUUUCUACCUAUCAUUUGUUUCUGAGAUGCCAGCCACUAAAAGUAGACAAAGCAGUUGUCAAAUAGCAG